Messenger RNA from Python bivittatus (Burmese python), 957 nucleotides. The record is from RefSeq and is a predicted model, not a curated record. NCBI's taxonomy places the organism in Eukaryota, Metazoa, Chordata, Lepidosauria, Squamata, Pythonidae.
AUGAAGGAGUGUGGAAAUGGUGUCAUUGAUGGUGACAAUGAAGAAUGUGACUGUGGAAACGAAGAGGAAUGCAGGAAGAACGGGUGUUGCCAAAAGGACUGUACUUUCAAAGAAGGCAUUGACUGCCUGUAUGGGCUCUGCUGUGAGAACUGUAAGUUCUCAGAAGAGGGAGUCCUGUGCAGAGAAGCCACGACGGAGUGCGACCUCCCGGAGUUCUGCAAUGGGACCUCCUAUGACUGUCCGAUGGAUGUCUACAAGCAAGACGGGACCCUGUGUGGCAACCACAAUCACUGUUUCCUGGGACUUUGCCUGGAUCUCCACGCACACUGCAGGGCCCUCUUUGGCCAGGACGCGAGGGAAGCCCCGCUGAGCUGCUUCAAGGAAAUGAACACACGAGGAGACCGCUUUGGCAACUGUGGCAGAGAUGGCUCGGCUUUUCGGAAGUGUCUUGAGAAGGAUGUUCUUUGUGGAAGAGUGCAGUGUGUUAAUGUGGGACGAAUUCCAAGUAUUGCAACUGGACAAGGCGUGCUUCAGACCCCAGUGGCGGGUACAGUGUGCUGGGGGACAGAAUUUGAUCUUGGGGAGGACGUCUAUGACCUUGGAGCAGUGCGAGAUGGGACCACCUGUGGCCCCGGCAAGAUAUGCAUAAAUAGAUCAUGCGUGGACGUGGAUGUGCUGAAUUAUGACUGUGACCUCUCAGUAUGUAGCAGACGAGGAAUCUGCAACAGCAACCGGAACUGCCACUGCUCUUACGGAUGGGCACCUCCCUUCUGCACCCGCCCAGGGUUUGGGGGGAGCAUCGACAGCGGCCCCCCUCCUGCCUACCAGCGCUUCCUAGAAUCUUCCAGGUACCCCUACUCGGAGAUCAUUGUGCCCAAGGAGGUGGACUUGAGCGACGUUUCGGACAACGAGCCGGAGAGCUCAGAGAAGGAGAAUCAGGGAGCAUCCAGUCAAUAA